AGAGACAGCAUGUGCACUCACUCCGGACCGCGAGGAUGAUGCCGCUGAUGCUCGUCUGCGCGAUGCUGUGCGUCUCCGCGUGCGUCGCGUCGUGUCCGCCGCGCUGCGAGUGUUCUCCACGGACGGUGCGCUGCGCGUCUGCCGCUCUCCACCGCGUCCCCGCUGCGAUCCCACGCGACGCGAGCAGCCUGAUCAUCACCGGCAACGCGAUUCCCAGACUCGAUCCCAGCGCCUUCAGCGGACCGCAGAACGCCACACUCCUGAACCUGAGCGACAACCGCAUCAUGGAGAUCGGCUCGCACGCGUUCUCCUCUCUGCUCACGCUGCGUUCUCUAAUCCUGAACAACAACCCGCUGGUUCUGAUCCACCCCGAGGCGUUCUCGGUGCCUGGCAGUCCUCUUCAGGAGCUCAGCCUGCGCUCGUCUCUCUAUAACUACUCAUCUCUGAUGGAUCUCAUCACCGCCCUGCGCUGGGGAGAGUUUACAAACCUGCUUCGCCUUGAUCUGUCGGGAAACCGGCUCGUCCUCUUACCCCCGGGGAUGUUCGCUCCUCUUCCGAACCUGCGGCAUCUGCAUCUGCGCAACAACUCUCUGGUGGCCGUCUACAACGGCACCUUCUCUGGCGUCGAGCAACUUCUAGAGCUGGACUUGACUGGAAACGCCUUCAGAACGAUCAGCGACGAGGGUCUGCGCGAGCUGGCGCGACUCGGCCGUGCACGUUUACUUUUGGGUCAGAACCCGUAUGCAUGCACUUGCGAAGCGCACGAGUUCACAAACUGGCUUAACAGUUCGAAAGUCAGGGUGGAGGAUGUGGACAGGCUGUUUUGCGAAUUCCCUGCUUCUCUUCGUGGGGCAUCUUUGCGGGGUUUUAGCGCACAGGGGUUGGGGUGUUACGGUAAUGUUCGCGAAGAGAUUACCGAGUUGUCCCUACAAACUUCUUAUGUGUUUCUUGGAUUAGUGUUGGGAUUCGUAGGGAUGGUCUUCCUCUUUGUCGUCUACCUCAAUCGAAAGGGUAUUAAGAAGUGGAUCACGGAUAUAUAUGAAGCCUGUAGAGAUGUGCUGGAGGGGUAUCAUUACCGUUACGAAAUCGACUCCGAUCCACGACUGGGUCACGUUUCGCAUGGUCAGCAGGGUCGGCCUCGAAUGGAUCCACAUUUGGCACACGUCUCUACUGAUGCCCGUAGCACACAGAUCCCAUCCGACGUCACACUAUAACUGCACGAUGAAUACAUUUCUGUAGAUAUGAUGUUCUGAUAUUUCAGUUUGUAGCAAAGUGGUGUGCUUGACGAUUCCUAAAUAGAUGGAAAACCAUUACAGUUUGGCAGAUAUCAUUCAUUAGAAACACGUUUGACUGAUACCCGAUGUAAUGCCAAUAAAUGCAUGAUAUUUGCUAAUCAGUGUUGGGAAGGUUACUUUGGAAAGGUCAUAGGUUACAGAUUACAAGUCACUGUUUAAAAUGUUACCCUUUAUUAAAUUAUAAAUACUAAAUUAUUUUGGAUUACUUUUCUAAAUCUUUUACAAAUUUUUUUUUUAAAUGUUAUCACACUGAACUUGUGAUUGUGUAGGAUUACAGUAUAAACAAUAAAGAUUCUUUAGAUUAUUAAAAUGUUUUAACACUAAGAAGUAGCGCCGAUCAAUGAAUGGUCCUUUCAAGAACAAAAAAUGCUUCUUCAAUGGCAUUGCUGUGAAAAACCCUUUAAGAGUGUGGACUAAAAGCCACAAAACCCACAUCUAUUUCCUUUAAAC
Molecule: messenger RNA, 1745 nt
Organism: Carassius carassius (crucian carp)
Lineage: Eukaryota; Metazoa; Chordata; Actinopteri; Cypriniformes; Cyprinidae
Gene: tpbg1a
Product: trophoblast glycoprotein-like
Exons: 2
Coding region: 36-1214 (392 amino acids)
Biological process (GO): negative regulation of canonical Wnt signaling pathway
Cellular component (GO): plasma membrane
Molecular function (GO): protein binding
Source: RefSeq, a predicted model, not a curated record